Arxiozyma heterogenica is the source of this 1986-nucleotide messenger RNA. RefSeq names its product protein-transporting protein SEC63 (gene SEC63). The transcript has a single exon. Bases 1 to 1986 code for a protein of 661 amino acids. NCBI's taxonomy places the organism in Eukaryota, Fungi, Ascomycota, Saccharomycetes, Saccharomycetales, Saccharomycetaceae. Gene Ontology annotation, cellular component: Sec62/Sec63 complex. Gene Ontology annotation, biological process: SRP-dependent cotranslational protein targeting to membrane; post-translational protein targeting to endoplasmic reticulum membrane. The record is from RefSeq and is a predicted model, not a curated record. Gene Ontology annotation, molecular function: transmembrane protein transporter activity; RNA binding.
AUGGCAUUGAAUUAUGAUUAUGAUGAAUCAAGCGAAACUUGGCCAUUUUUCUUGCUAGCUGUGAUAGUUAUUAUAUUAGUACCGUUAACUGUAUGGCAAUUGAUAUGGAUAAUUCGUGGUGGUGAUAACAAUAAAAAUAAUAAUGUAUCGAAAAAUGAUGAUAAAGCAAAUGAUGAAGUUAUGAAGCCACUUAAUAAUAUUUAUACAUCUAUUGCAAUUAAGAACUUUCGUAAGAAAUUUUUGAAAAAUAGUGUCAAUAGAAUCUUUAACAAAUGGAAUCUAUUUAUUGCAAUAUUAUGGGCUCUCGUGAUUUUCUUGAUCAAAAGAGUUAACAGUAAUGAUGCAAUUAAGGAAGCUGCAUUAGGGUUAUUUGAUCCAUAUGAACUGUUAGGUAUAUCAACAAGCGCCACUGAUAAAGAAAUUAAAAGUGCUUACAGAAAAUUGUCUUUGAAGUAUCAUCCAGAUAAAUUACCAAAAGGUUUAACCGAAAAGGAGAGAACAGCUUUAGAAGAAGCAUAUGUUCAAAUCACAAAGGCAUAUGAAGCUUUAACCGAUGAAUUGAUCAGAAAUAACUAUUUGAAAUAUGGUCAUCCAGAUGGUCCACAAGCUGUGUCUCACGGUAUUGCGCUACCAAGUUUUUUAGUAGCUGCUUCUACUUCCCCAUUCUUAGUGGCUACCUAUAUCUUAUGCUUUGUUUUGGUCUUGCCUUGGGCUGUUUCUAGAUGGUGGGCAAAAACCCAAUCCUAUACUAAAAAGGGUUUACAUACUUUAACUGCAUCAUAUUUUGUCGAUAGAUUAGUCAAUUAUAAACCUAGUGAAAUUAUUACUAUUGAUUUAAUUAUUAAAUGGUUAUCCAAUGCACAAGAAUUUAAGGAUUUUUACCCACAUUUAACUCCGAAGGAUUUUGAAAAAUUGUUACAAGAUCAUAUUCACCGCAGAGACAGUGGUGGGCAAAAUGAGAUUAAAUAUAGAAUUGUAGCUAAGUGCCACUCACUUCUUUACGGUUUACUAGAUGUUAUUUGUGCAUUCAGAAAUACCGAUGCCGCCAUUAUGACCUUAAACACGUUCAAAGCCAUUGUCCAAGCAGUACCAUCUGUUACCGAUGCUGAAAUCUAUCAAUUACCAAAUGUGGAUAAAGAAAUUUUCCAAAAUGGAUCAGUCGAUGAAAUUCACACUUUAGGUAAAUUAUUUACCUAUGAUGAUUCAAAGAUUGGUAAAAUUCUUGGUAUUAAAGACGAAACACAUCUAAAAGAAACUUUACAAGUUGCUUCAAAUAUCCCAAUUUUAAAACUUUUAAAAGCAGAUUUUGUAGUCCCUGGUGAAGAAUAUGUCACACCAUCUUCCAUUGCUCAUAUAUCUAUCAAGGUUUUGGUCAGAUCUGCUAAACAUAAACUAAUUCCAGCUGAUAAAUUUCCACAAGAAAAAUAUGAAGAAUCUAAAUCUUUUGAGGACCUAAGAGAUCCUUUUGCACAAAUGGGGAAACAACCUAUGUUGCCAUAUACCUUUGCACCAUAUUUCCCUACAAAUAGACGUAAUGCAUGGUGCUGUAUGGUUAUUUUACAAAAGGACAAUAAAAUUAUUCAAAAUCCAUUAGUAGUUGAAAAAUUAUCAUUAAAAAAUUUACAAAACAAUUUUGGAAAAUUGGAUAUUAAAGAUUUUGAUAAAGAUUUUAACCUAGAGGACUGGGAAAUCGGUACUAUAAAGAUUCCAUUAGGCCAACAAGCUCCCCCAGAAAAGGGUAACUAUUAUUUCAGAAUUGUUAUUAAAUCCACUGAUUAUUUUGGUUCAGAUCUUGAUUUUACAAUGGCUAUGAAUGUUUGUGAUCCUCCAAAGUUAGAAGUAGCUGAAAUUGAAAAGGAAAUGAAUGAACUAUAUAGUGAUGAUGACGAGGAGGAAGAUUUUGAGGAAGAUGAAGAAGAUUAUAGUGAUUAUACAGAUAUUGAUACAGACACAGAAGUAGAAGAAGAUGCUGUCGUAGAAGAGUAA